AUGGAGCUCCAACUUGGCCUCGCUCUUCCCCUUCACACUCAAACCCUCAAACCUAAGCCUAAGCCUAAGCCUGCUAAUUCUCCACGCUCUACAAACCCCCUUUCCCACACAUUGCCUUUGCCUUUGCUCUCUUGGAACCACAACCCCAACGACGAAGAUGAACACAACAACCCCACACCCACACACUUCUCCACUCUUCACCAGGAGGAUGAGGAUGAAGACAAGAACCGGGUAGUGGGGUGGCCGCCCGUCGAGUCAUGGAGGACCAAGGCGUUUCACUGCCGCCCUCACCUGCCGCCGCCGCCGCCGCCGCCGCUGAAUUGCCGUCGUCCAGUAGCAGGACAUCGCAGUUUGUUCGUGAAGGUGAAAAUGGAGGGUGUUGCAAUAACGAGGAAACUUGAUCUCGGCCUCUAUCACUCUCAUAACUCCCUCAAAAAUGCCAUAAUCUCCAUGUUCGCUCCAUAUCAAGGGAUUGAUCAUAACAACGGUUGGGAUUUUACGGUGAUCUACGAAGACAAAGACGGUGAUUGGCUUCUAGCAGAAGAUCUUCCAUGGAAUUCCUUCGUGGAGUCUGUGCAACGUCUCAAGAUACUGGUGCGGAAGAGAAACGAAGGAGAAUGAAAUUUACGUAUAUACCACCCGUAUUAUUUCCGACAUUUUAGUAUUUAUAUGAGAAUAUUUUACUUUUAUAAG
This is a messenger RNA of Momordica charantia (bitter melon), 693 nucleotides long. Its product is annotated as auxin-induced protein 22D-like. Lineage: Eukaryota; Viridiplantae; Streptophyta; Magnoliopsida; Cucurbitales; Cucurbitaceae. The record is from RefSeq and is a predicted model, not a curated record. Gene Ontology annotation, biological process: regulation of DNA-templated transcription. Gene Ontology annotation, cellular component: nucleus.